Molecule: messenger RNA, 897 nt
Organism: Fusarium proliferatum ET1
Lineage: Eukaryota; Fungi; Ascomycota; Sordariomycetes; Hypocreales; Nectriaceae
Exons: 4
Coding region: 1-897 (298 amino acids)
Molecular function (GO): hydrolase activity, acting on ester bonds
Source: RefSeq, a predicted model, not a curated record
AUGCUGUCCAAACUUCUUGUUGCUGCCAUGGGUAGCGUCUUGGUUCAGAGCGCUGCAGUGCACGCAGCGUCAAGCAUAAGCUAUCUCUUCACCUUUGGCGACUCAUACUCACAGACAGGAUUCGACCCCAACGGCGCAAAGCCCUCUGCCGCAAACCCACUCGGCAAUCCCCCAUUCCCCGGAUGGACAGCAGCCGGCGGAGCAAACUGGGUUGGCGACAUUGUCAAAGAACAAAACAACUCGCUCGUUCUGUCAUACAACUUUGCGUAUGGAGGCGCUACAGUCGAUGCUAAUAUCGUCAAGCCCUAUGCUAGCACUGUCUUAAGCUUUGUCGACCAGGUCAACCAGUUCUCCAACUCUGUUGGCAAGCAUCCAGCUGGGACCUCAUGGACAGCGCAGAAUACUAUUGCAGGAGUUUGGAUCGGCGUUAAUGACGUUGGAAACUCUUUCUAUCUGCAAGAUUCAGAUGCAGUGGUUGAGAAGGCUACUACGAGAUACUUUGAGUUGCUGCAGGUUCUAUACAAGGCUGGCCUCCGUAAAUUCGUCCUGCUCAGCGUUCCACCAACCGAGUUGACACCACUGAUGAUCCAACAAGGCGCCGACUCAAACGCUCUUCUCGUUAAGGCAAUUGAGCUCUACAACAGCAAGUUGGCCUUAAAGCUCAGUGCUUUCAAGAAAGCCAACUCUGGUGUCAAGACGCUUCUCGUUGAUACAUCUGUUUCCUUCAAGAAGGCCAUCAACAACCCCAAGGUCUACGGCGCUCCUGAUGCGACUUGCUACAACAGCGAUGGGAAGUCAUGCCUAUGGUUCAAUGACUAUCACCCUGGAAUUGCUAUCAACCAGCUGGUGGCUGAACAGGUAGCGAAUGAACUCAAGUCUAAUGGCUUCGGAUGGUAA